AUGUCGUCGGGGGCGGCGCAGCAGCAGCAGCAGCCGGCGCCGGCGCUUCCGUACCGGCCGUACCGGCAGGUGCGGGCGGCGACGCCCCACAGCCGCGCGGUCUCCUGCGUGCGGUUCUCCCCCUGCGGCCGCCUCCUCGCGACGGCGUCCCUCGACGGCACGGUCGCGCUGCUCUCCCCGUCCUCGCUCGCCAUCAUCGCCACCCUGCGCGGCCACGCUGCCGGUGUCUCCGACCUGUCCUGGUCCACGGAAUCGUUCUACCUCUGCUCCGCCUCCGACGACCGCACCCUCCGCAUCUGGGACAUCCGGCCCAUCCUCGCCGGCGCCAACUCCGGCGGCCAGACCGCCGACCCAGGCACCGAUCGCUGCGUCCGCGUGCUCAAGGGGCACACCAACUUCGUCUUCAGCGCCAACUUCAACCCGCAGACCAGCUCUCAGGUCGCCUCCGGUGGGUUCGACUGCACUGUGCGCAUCUGGGACGUCAAAAGCGGCCGCUGCACCCGCGCCAUCGACGCGCACUCCGAGCCCGUCACCUCCGUGUACUUCAUAAGGGACGGCUCAAUCAUUGUGUCCGGAAGCCAUGACGGGAGCUGCAAGAUUUGGGACGCCAAGACUGGGGCUUGCCUCAAGACGGUCAUUGACGACAAGAAGCCCGCGGUGUCGUUCUCCAUGUUCUCGCCCAAUGGCAAGUUCAUCCUCGUCGCCACGCUCGAUGACUCACUGAAACUAUGCAAUUUCGCUACUGGCAAGUUCUUGAAGGUAUACAGUGGACAUGUGAACAGAGUAUACUGCAUCCAGUCAGCGUUUUCCGUUACGAAUGGGAAGUACAUUGUUAGUGGAUCAGAAGACAACUGUGUGUACAUAUGGGACCUCCAAGGGAGAAAUAUUCUUCAGAAACUGGAAGGCCAUACUGACACCGUCAUCUCCGUGUCCUGCCAUCCAACAGAGAACAAAAUUGCUUCGGGAGGCCUUGAUAGUGAUAAGUCUGUGAGACUAUGGGUCCAAGAUAGCUGA
Messenger RNA from Phragmites australis (common reed), 1014 nucleotides. RefSeq names its product COMPASS-like H3K4 histone methylase component WDR5B. The record is from RefSeq and is a predicted model, not a curated record. The transcript is spliced from 2 exons. Lineage: Eukaryota; Viridiplantae; Streptophyta; Magnoliopsida; Poales; Poaceae. The coding region runs from base 1 to 1014 and encodes 337 amino acids. Gene Ontology annotation, molecular function: protein binding.